Molecule: messenger RNA, 1499 nt
Organism: Acomys russatus (golden spiny mouse)
Lineage: Eukaryota; Metazoa; Chordata; Mammalia; Rodentia; Muridae
Product: zinc finger CCCH domain-containing protein 3-like
Exons: 7
Coding region: 218-859 (213 amino acids)
Cellular component (GO): nucleus
Molecular function (GO): metal ion binding
Source: RefSeq, a predicted model, not a curated record
CCAAGAUGGGUUGGCGGGAAGAAGAUAUAAACCAGAUAGGCAAGGGUAGAUAAGGGUUACAGUUGGGCUGUGACCUCAUGUGACCUGUUCCUCCCCUGUAGGACGACUGGAUCCUGCCACCAGCUGCAGUCGUUCCUUGGCCAGCCGGGCCGUCCAGCGAAGCCUGGCCAUCAUCCGGCAGGCGAAGCAGAAGAAAGAGAAGAAGAGAGAAUAUUGCAUGUAUUACAACCGCUUUGGCAGGUGUAACCGUGGCGAACGCUGCCCUUACAUCCAUGACCCUGAGAAGGUGGCCGUGUGCACCAGAUUUGUCCGAGGCACAUGCAAGAAGACAGAUGGGUCCUGUCCUUUCUCUCACCAUGUGUCCAAGGAAAAGAUGCCUGUGUGCUCCUACUUUCUGAAGGGGAUCUGCAGCAACAGCAACUGCCCCUACAGCCACGUGUAUGUGUCCCGCAAGGCUGAAGUCUGCAGUGACUUCCUCAAAGGCUAUUGCCCACUGGGUGCAAAGUGCAAGAAGAAGCACACACUGCUGUGUCCUGACUUUGCCCGCAGGGGUAUUUGUCCCCGUGGUUCCCAGUGCCAGCUGCUCCAUCGUAACCAGAAGCGACAUGGCCGGCGGACAGCUGUACCUCCUACUCCAGGGCCUAGUGAUGGAGCCCCCAGAAGCAAGACUUCAUCUGGCCAUGUAAUCAGGAAGCCUUCUACUGCUCAGCGCCCUGCUAGACAGAUAUCUAGUAGUCUGGCCUCCAGAACAGAGGCCCCAGCCUCCCCUCCCCCCCUUGCCAAGGGUAGUAGCCACCACCUCUACCCUGUCUUCAAAGGCCACCACUGCCUCCUCCCCAUCUUCUCCCCCCUCUGCUAGCUCCUCUGCUCCCUCCUUGGACCAGGAAGAAGCUGCCUCUGGGACAGGUGGGACAAGCUCAGUAUCAGGCUCUAGCAGCCUCUGCAAGCUACCAUCCUUCAUCUCCCUGCAGUCUUCCCCAAGCCCAGGAGGCCAGAGUGGGCCCCAGACCCCCAGGAGCCCCCGCACCAAGGACUCAGGGAAGCCGCUACACAUCAAACCACGCCUGUGAGGCUCCCUGGGAACCAGCCCACACCUACCUCAGACCCUCACCCCUGGAGAGGAUGGAGGCUCUACCCACCACUGCUCCUGAGGAGAAGCAGCCUGCCACGGAGCCCAGCUGGGGCUACAAGCAGGGAUACAUAGCUCCUCCUAUUUGGCUCACAGCCUUUGAAGGUCUCUGUGUGCCCAGGCCUUGUUCUCCCUCGAGCCAAGGCCCUGUCCAUUCCCUGUUCUUCUCCCUCCCUUCCUCCCCUCCUCCCCUCCUCCCCUCCAAGGCACUAGAACUUGUCCCUGGCUCCCUACCCAUCAGGGUGCCAUGUGAGGUUCACCCAGCCUGUCUCCUGUGGUAGGAGUGGCAGUAGCUGUAAGACUGGUGCCCCCAGCCCUCCCCACCCAGGACUCCUGGUGGACAUUUUAUGUUGAGCAAUAAAGGUUUUAU